AGAAAGACUCCUUCAAAAAAUUCCCUGGAAGUGUGUGGCAACCGCAUACUGUGGAGCUGGAAGUGGCCUACAGAUCACUGACUCACAGUUUUGCUGUUUUGUGGAAUUUUCUAUAAACUAUUUUUAGCUCUCUGCCAUUCCUCGUGACAUUGCUUCAAAGAUACACGCUCACAACAAUCACUUCUCUAUUCAAAUUCCUCCCUCCCUCCCUCCCUUGCCUUGAACUCUUACUCUUUUUCACAUCUUGGUACCUCCGCCUCUCUCUUUUGAUCUCGGUUUUCUCUUCUAUUUUCCUUGUUCUAAUUCGUACCUGUGUAACUCUGGUACCAUUAGGUGUGGAGUACAAAAAUAAUCCUGCCUUUUCACUUUGAUUCUACACACAAUGUCAUAUGUCUUUCCAUUUUAAGAUUCCAAUAUCCUUGGAUCUUAAUUUACUCAUUGCAUAUUUUCUGUGAAGCAUAAUCUGGGUCAUUAAUUUCUUGGUUAGUUCAGCAAUGGAUUCUUGCUGCGCGGCCCUGAGGGUUGCUGCCAAUGCUCUAGAUGUCAAUAGAGGUACUCCUUUUUGCGGAGAGAGUAUUAACCGAAGCCUAAAAGCCAAGAAAUUUAGUGCGCAGAUGAAAAAUUUGAGAACAGAAAAUGGUAAGCGUAUUAAGACGGUCAAGCCUGUAGUCACCUACUCUGUUCUCACGUCAGAUUUUAACCAAGAGACCCUAACAUUUGAUACACCAGUUUUUGAAACACCAAGGGCAGACCCAAAAAAAGUAGCUUCGAUCAUAUUGGGUGGAGGUGCUGGGACACGCCUCUUUCCUCUUACAAGUAAACGAGCCAAGCCAGCGGUUCCAAUUGGAGGAUGUUACAGGCUGAUUGACAUUCCAAUGAGUAACUGCAUUAAUAGUGGUAUAAGGAAGAUUUUUAUUAUGACACAGUUUAACUCCUUCUCACUCAAUCGUCACCUUGCUCGUACGUAUAACUUUGGAAAUGGUGUUAAUUUUGGAGAUGGUUUCGUGGAGGUUCUGGCUGCCACUAAAACACCAGGAGAGGCAGGAAAUAAGUGGUUUCAAGGAACAGCAGACGCUGUCAGGCAAUUCAUAUGGGUCUUUGAAGAUGCAAAGAACAAGAAUGUGGAGAAUGUAUUGAUAUUGUCUGGUGAUCAUCUUUACCGGAUGGAUUAUAUGGAGUUUGUGCAGAAGCAUAUUGACUCGGGUGCAGAUAUUACUGUUUCCUGUGUACCCAUGGAUGACAGCCGCGCAUCGGACUAUGGACUAAUGAAGAUAGACAACACUGGACGCAUCAUCCAAUUCGCUGAGAAACCUAAGGGUCUUGACCUGAAAGCAAUGCAAAUUGAUACCAAGCUUCUUGGAUUAUCGAAGCAAGAUGCUUUACAAUAUCCUUACAUUGCAUCAAUGGGCGUUUACGUGUUUAGAACUGAGGUCUUAUGUAAGCUUCUUAGAUGGAGUUAUCCAUCAUGCAUUGACUUUGGGUCUGAAGUUAUUCCAUAUGCUGUGAAGGACCACAAUGUCCAGGCAUAUUUGUUCAAUGAUUAUUGGGAAGAUAUCGGGACUAUAAAGUCAUUUUUUGAUGCUAAUUUGGCCCUGACAGAACAGCCACCAAAAUUUGAAUUUUAUGAUCCAAAGACACCAUUCUUCACUUCUCCUAGAUUCUUGCCACCUACAAAAGUUGAUCAAUGCAGGAUUGUAGAUGCCAUAAUUUCACAUGGCUGCUUCUUGCAAGAAUGUAGCAUUAAGCAUUCUAUAGUUGGUGUACGUUCAAGAUUAGAGAGUGCUGUUGAGCUUAUGGAUACUAUGAUGAUGGGUGCAGAUUACUAUCAAACUGAAUCUGAAAUUGCCUCUCUACAAGCAGAAGGAAAGGUUCCCAUUGGUGUUGGGCAGAAUACCAAAAUCAGGAAUUGCAUCAUUGACAAGAAUGCCAAGAUUGGAAGAGGUGUAGUCAUCACAAAUGCUGAUGGUGUUCAAGAAGCAGAGAGGCCAGAAGAAGGAUUUUAUAUUAGAUCUGGGAUCACGGUUAUAAUGGAGAAUGCAACAAUUAACGACGGAACCAUUAUCUAAGAAUCAUUGAAAGGGCUUCCUAUUCGAAUUCAGCCAGCAAUGGAGCUGACGAAGCACUUAAUCUAACAUCUUAACUCGGUUGCGUCGAGCCCGAAUCAAUAAUGAUUAUAUAUGUAAAUUAUAUGUUCCUUCUACGAGUGACAGAACAUCAUCCUGUAAAAGGCGGUGGUCUAACCUCUUAGAAUAAUCAAAGCGCUAAGCUUUCUUUAUAUAGAUAGAUGGUUUCAAUAUUCAUACAUGACACUGGGAAGGCACAUAUUACAAAUAAUGCAAGUAAUGAAUUAACAAUUCUGUCGA
Messenger RNA from Ricinus communis (castor bean), 2363 nucleotides. Its product is annotated as glucose-1-phosphate adenylyltransferase large subunit 1. Bases 495 to 2066 code for a protein of 523 amino acids. Lineage: Eukaryota; Viridiplantae; Streptophyta; Magnoliopsida; Malpighiales; Euphorbiaceae. The transcript has 14 exons. Gene Ontology annotation, molecular function: glucose-1-phosphate adenylyltransferase activity. The record is from RefSeq and is a predicted model, not a curated record. Gene Ontology annotation, biological process: glycogen biosynthetic process.